This is a messenger RNA of Marasmius oreades (fairy-ring Marasmius), 1307 nucleotides long. RefSeq lists its product as uncharacterized. The coding region runs from base 191 to 1114 and encodes 307 amino acids. Lineage: Eukaryota; Fungi; Basidiomycota; Agaricomycetes; Agaricales; Marasmiaceae. The record is from RefSeq and is a predicted model, not a curated record. The transcript is spliced from 9 exons.
CCUUGACACUCGCCGCCAAUCAUUAUAACGAGUACCGCAACGUUUCCUGGCAUUCUUUAUAAUUUUCUUACAUGGUCUCCUCAGCAUUGUAUAUUCAAUAACCAAUAUUGUGUUCACGCAAGUGGAAUAGUUUGGUCUACACCUAUCAUCCUUCCUGUUCUUUUGCAUCGGCCUCAACCUUCAACUGGUCAUGAUACACGGGAUUGACGGAGCGAAAGCAGAAAAGUACUAUGUUUGGGGUAGCCUAUCGUUGGCGGUAGUAUUGGGCGUCCUGACAUACGUAUCGAAACAAUUAGUGUAUGAUUCCAAAGUAGGGUGUUACUACUACGACCCCAACCCUGUCAGAGGCUUUUGGUGGCGAAUGGGCAUGCAGAAUAUAUGGAGCUUCCUCACUAUGGCUGGAGAACUUUCCACGUUUUGUUCGGUAGUCAUUUAUAUGGUUCGUGUAAAGGUUUUCUCUUCCGGACCUAGUCCAGCAGCAACGGUACCGGGUUCCCAGAGACUCUCAGCAUCGCACCAGUACCGCAAACCUCUGGGACCUAGACAGUACCGGAACGUUGUACUGCGUAUCUCACUCUAUCCCCUCUCGUCGUUAGUCACAUCGGGACUCUCAGCUAUAGGGACCAUCUCUCGUCCCGUACAGGGAAUCAAGACUCGAUCGGAUUGGAUUGCCUUAAACACCUUUCACGCCGCUUUCUUAUUCCGUGGUACGCUCUACGCGUUGGUCGCCUGUGCAGACCCAGCUAUUACUCAAGGCCUGAAAGUGUUAUACAGACACUAUACACGACGACAGACAUCGAGCCUCCCACCGUCGACCCAGAUCGACAUUGCUCCUCCUUUGGCUAGUCAUAGCUGCUCAGGUGCAGCUGACCUCGAGCUCGAAGGAAUUCCUGACCCGAAGAACGAAAGUUUACGUCGGGCAUGCCUUCGAGAAUCUAGCAGCAACGUGGUGACUCUGCCAAAGACGGCUAUGACACUUCCAGGCAGGGAGGGUACUCAUUCUGACCCUAGGUCGAAUUGUACUUCGGGUGCAGGUGUGGGGAACGAACUCCAGGUCAUUGAUUCUGACGGUGCUCAGCAUCAUUAUUCGUACCCACAUUUGAGGCAAUUGUAAGGACAAUAGCUUUGUUUUACAACGGGAACGGGACUCCUGAAGAAUUUCUAACGUUGCACCUUGUCGUAUAUCACAUUCACUGUUCACUUAAUUAUAGUAAUAUGGUAUACUAAUAAUCCAACCAAAACCUCAACAGCUACUAGGUCUCUACCUGACUCGUCCAAACAAUUUGUAUUCGCGGACGCUGGUCGAC